Prinia subflava (tawny-flanked prinia) is the source of this 1296-nucleotide messenger RNA. RefSeq names its product putative glutamine amidotransferase-like class 1 domain-containing protein 3B, mitochondrial. The transcript has 4 exons. The coding region runs from base 111 to 785 and encodes 224 amino acids. Lineage: Eukaryota; Metazoa; Chordata; Aves; Passeriformes; Cisticolidae. The record is from RefSeq and is a predicted model, not a curated record.
GCCCUCCCGGGCCCGGCGCUGCUGGGGGAGGGCUGGCGCUAUAAAGGCUGCGGGAGCGAGCGGAGCUGAGAGCGGCGGCGGCGCUGCGGGAUCCGCGCUGCUCCGGGACCAUGGCUAAGCGGGUGGCCGUGGUGCUGGCGGGCUGCGGGGUGUUCGACGGCAGCGAGAUCCACGAGGCCUCGGCGGUGCUGGUGCAUCUCAGCCGGGAGGGCGCUCAGGCUGAGGUUUAUGCUCCCAACAUGCCCCAGAUGCACGUGGUGGACCACGUGAAGGGGCAGCCAACGCCGGAGCAGCGCAAUGUCCUGGUGGAAAGCGCCAGGAUAGCCAGAGGCAACAUCAAGGACCUGGCCACGCUGGAUGUCAAGGGGCUGGAUGCCCUCAUCAUUCCAGGUGGCUUUGGGGUGGCAAAAAACCUGAGCACUUGGGCCACGCAGGGCAAGGACUGCAGCAUCUCCAAAGAGGUGGAGGGCGUCCUGCGGGCGUUCCACGCUGCCCACAAACCCAUUGGGCUGUGCUGCAUCUCCCCAGUGCUGGCAGCCAAAAUCUUCCCGGGCUGUGAGGUGACCGUGGGACACGACACGGAGUGUGAGCAGUGGCCUUAUGCCAAGACUGCCGAGGCCAUGAAGGAGCUGGGCUGCAGGCACGUGAACAGCCAGGUCACCGAGGUGCACGUGGACGCCAGGAACCGCCUGGUGACCACCAGCGCCUUCAUGUGCAACGCCCCCAUCCACCACAUCCACGACGGCGUCGGGAAAAUGGUGCGGGAGGUGCUCAGGCUGGCCUGAGCUCCCACGGGCAUCCCGCUCCUGCCUCCCUCUCACGUGGCAACAGGAAAAGUGACACCCAGCAGCUCUGCUCCCAGACCUCUGGUGGCUGCUGAGGGGGAGAAUCUCGUUGUGUUCUGCCCAGGACACACCACUCCCCGCAGGAGAUGGGCUGGGAGCUGCCCUGGGAUCGUAGAAUGGUUGGGUUGGGAGGGAUCCUAAAGCUCUUCUCGUUCCAGUCUCCUCCCACGGGCAGGGCCCCCUCCCACUGUCCCAGGCUGUUCCAGCCUGGCCUUGGGCACUGCCAGGGAUCCAGGGGCAGCCACAGCUGCUCUGGGCACCUGUGCCAGGGCCUGCCCACUCUCCCAGGGAGCAAUUCCAUGCCAACAUCCCAUCCAUCCCUGCCCUCCCUCAGCUUGAGGCCAGGCUCCCACAGGGCUCAGGGUCAGCUGCUCCCCAGCCCCUCCCUCAGAGCAGUGAAGGGGAAGGAACCCAGUUCUGCUACCAAAUAAAACCUGAUGCUUCUACUGAA